AUGGCUUUUGCUGAGGGGAAGAGUGACAUGGAGCGACUAGGGAUCUUCAAAGAGAUGGGUUACAUCUCCAUAGGGGACAAGUACAACCCUCCCAACAAAAACCGUCCUUUCAAUGAGCCGGCCCACCGCAAUCGGCAGAUGCAGGCAGGCUUCGCUUCACAACGCUGUGCACUGCAGAACGGCUUCUUUGAGAAAACGUACAGCCGCAUAUUUGAGCGGGAGGCACUCAACGACCCCAUAAAACUGGCUCGGCAGUAUCGGAACCAGCAGGCCAAGAGAAUAUUGGGCAAAGCCUUCCUGCCCUCAAAUGCCAUCAAGAAACCGUGUGGGUCAGGAAGCUACUAUGGCACAAUCUCUGGACCAGUGGAAGCCAUGAGCCCACAGACUCUGCCCCGAAAACCACACAAGUCACCUGGGCGCAACGUCAUGACCUCACCUGGCAAGAAAGGCAGUGGUUACAGCUAUCCUAAUGUGACACUGUCUGAUAUUGGUUUGUAUGCGUCUGACCCUUACGACAGAGCCAAGGAAUUUAUAAAGAUAGUCUAUGGUCCAGACAUCUACUGUGAUGUAGAGUUGCAGGUUUUGAGUGACCCAUGGUUCUCCAGCUCAGUCAUGAAUAACUGCAGCAGGAAAUCAAACCAAUGA
Messenger RNA from Knipowitschia caucasica, 645 nucleotides. Lineage: Eukaryota; Metazoa; Chordata; Actinopteri; Gobiiformes; Gobiidae. The record is from the annotation of a GenBank genome assembly.